Podarcis lilfordi (Lilford's wall lizard) is the source of this 573-nucleotide messenger RNA. The record is from the annotation of a GenBank genome assembly. NCBI's taxonomy places the organism in Eukaryota, Metazoa, Chordata, Lepidosauria, Squamata, Lacertidae.
AUGACGGGUAAAGGAGGAAAGCAGCGCACCUAUGGCAAGCGGAGGUCCAGGACACCGCGAGCCGAUCACACUUUUGAAAAUUGGCUGAAUGGGUUCCAGGUUUUCAUGGGGGUCAUUAGCGCUGCUUAUCGCAAACGUACUAUGCAUUUAAUAGCGUAUAUGGCGCAUGUUAGAAGGGCGCGAGAAUUAGCGGGGAAAUCCGCGGCACUAACAUAUGAUGAAGACUUCCGUAGAAAUGCUUCCUUGCUCCCCUCCACGCGUUGGGAUCUGAGGGACCAAAAUUAUUGGAUGGAGCACGUGGGCCCUUACGUGGAGAAGAAACAUCAGGACUCCUCCAAAUUUGCAAAGGCAGAGUCGAAGUGGAGGCGGCAGUGUUGGGAAUACAAUAGGGGGGGUUGUACUAGGCCGGCAUGUAAGUAUAUCCACGAGUGCGAGAAAUGCCUUGGCAACCAUCCUGCCACUGUGUGCUUUAAAGGAACGCAGCAGCUCUUUCGGGGUGGCAGAGGCUUCUCCCAACAGGGUGGAAGGGGAGGCCACGGGCCCCCCUUCGGUGCGCAGGGAAGUUGUCAAUAA